CCAGGAAAGUAACGUGACAUUUACUGGUAGGAAGUAAUUGCUUAAUUCGAUGACAUUUGAUAGAUUUUUUUUAUCCUUAGGCAUGUACAAAACAUAUCUAAAAGUCCUCUGAUGUCGGAUCCAUAGUAAAUGUGAAUGAUUACCUCAAAGGCAAAGAGGAACGUAUUCAGAAGGGUCAUGCUAUGGGGGUGCAUGGCCUCACCAGCUACGUGGAGAAGGACCGCCGCUUCCUUGUUAACGUGCGUCUCCAGGACACCCGGCUGGUGAUCGAUGGCAGCAGCCUGUACUACAGCCUGUAUUUCGGCUGUGGCGCAGACCAGCAGUGCGGUGGGGAGUAUGAGGCUUUCGCAGAGCAGGUGCGCCACUUCUUCGCUGCGCUCUUCACCUGCAGGAUCCAGCCCUUUGUGGUGUUGGAUGGGGGGAUGGAUCACAGUGACAAGAAGUUCGCCACCUUCCGGCAGCGCGCCAAGAGGUCCAUCAACGAUGCCAACUCCCUCUCCCGCGGAACGAACGGUUCUGUGCUUCCCCUGCUCACCAAGGCCGUCUUCAUGCAGCUGCUCUCCGACUUGGCCGUCCCCUUCUUCCAGUGUGCAGCAGAGGCCGACAUGGAGAUCGCGACCCUGGCCAGCCAGUGGGGCUGCCCCGUACUGACCAAUGACAGUGACUUCUACAUAUUUGAACUGCGUGCGGGUUACAUACCCUUCAGGCACUUUCAGUGGGCCAGCGUGGCGGUGGGCAGGCAGGCCCACCCGUCGCAGUGUUCCGUCUCGGCCCGCUGCUACACCGUGCAGCGCCUCUGUUCCCACUUCAGGGGACUGACCCCGCAGAUGUUGCCUUUGUUUGCCGUAAUCAUGGGGAACGAUUACACUCCCGCUCACAUCAAACAGCUGUUCUUCAGCCGCGUGGAGCUGCCCGUGGUGGCAGCGGGGAGGAGGGGGAACCCCCAGGUCGAGGGCCUCCUCCUGUGGCUGUCUCAGUUCAGCAGCCCUGCUGAGGCCCUGGAGGAGGUGCUGGAGCUUGACGCAGGAGGGAGAGAACAGAGGAGAGGCGCCACGCAGUCCGUUUUCUCUGCAGGGAUGCAGGACUACACUCUCCCACCUCGAAGCAGCUUGGCGCAGUUCUUCUCUGGAGGUUUGAACCCUCUUCCAGGCUCGAUGGAGGUCCCUGAAAUACUUGCUGCCCAGCCACAGUGGCUCUUGCGGGGGAUCGUCACGGGCAGGUUGCCCUCUCUGGUCCAGGAUGUGCUGGUGCUCCAGAGGGUCAUGCUGAUCGCCCAGGUGGAGAACUGCAGGUUACCCAGCAGCCACUGCACCUCGCUGGCCAUUCGGCAGGUCAUCUACGGGCUGCUUCUCCUCGGCCGCCAGCAGGCCCCGGCUCACGCUCCUGCGGGCAGAGGAAGAGGAAGAGGAAGAGGAGGGCGAGGCAGCAGGGGGACAAGAGGCUGUAGACAUGGUGGCCAAUCAGAAGCAGAGGGAUGUGUUCACAUCGCCCCCACUGUGGUGGAGUAUGACAGAUGUGAUCUCAACCUGACAAAAAGCACAGUCGACCCUGUUCAACUGAGUGGUGCUCCUCAUGUGCAGAUAGAGAUGAUGGACCAGACGUCAGUGUCUGCGCGUGUACAGGUGCUGUUGAGAGUUCUUCAUAUUGAAGAGCGUGCCUUGGGCACAGUGCCCCCCACCCUCAGGCUUCCUAUGUGUGUGACCUCUUUCUGGCUGCAGCGCUCCAGGCCUCGGCCUGACCCCACCAUCCUACAGGCUGUCAUUCUGGGCCUUACAUUUGGGGAGCUAAGCUAUCGCAGAACCAUUACUGGAGAUCCCAUGUGCAGCAGGCCGGGUGUUGCUGCCGUUCUCCACCGACUCCACCAGCUCCGCGUCCAGAGGAAGGAGCGGCGCGGGCUGAACCUGGAGGUGGCCCAUGCUCUCAGCCAGUGGCAGUCAUGCAUGUGGGCAGCGCUGUGUCUAAACCAGCUGCUGUGUUGCCCCCUUCCAGAUCCUCCAUGUGCCUGGUUGUUCAGUGGGACUCUGCUUCAUGCUGUGCAGGCAGCGCUGAGACAGGGGGCUUCUGUAGAAGAUUUCUUGGCUGGGGACCCCUUUCCUGGGCAGCUCUUCUCUUCUCUAAUGGAGGCCACACUACAGCCAUGUGGCCCUGGCCCCACCGGCCAUCUUGGACCAUCUUCUUCAGGGGCCAGGAAGAGGGGAAGGGGACAGAGGAAGCAUCCACCGCAAGGGAGAGGCCAGGCGCCGAGAGGGAGGGUCCAAAGGGUUGACGAGCGUGGCCUUAACAACCGCUUUGCCAUGUUGAUGAGUGAUGAAGACUAUGAUGAAGAAGAGUCUACAACUUGGCCUUACGGGUUGUUAAGUACAAGAUGGUGCUUUUCAGACGUGAUGGGCCCACGUGGCUGCAGUUGCCAGAAUUUGCCUAUAUUUGUGCUUGUUUACAAAUUGAUGAUAUUAAUUUUUCUGGCUGCCAGUUGUGCCUUUCAUCUGCUCUUACCGCAUAGCUGCUUUUUAGUGUACAUUGUGUUGGCAGGAUCUCAGUGGGAAGGCAUCCCAUUCUCAUGAAUUAAUUUAACCCAUGAGUUCAAGUCAAUCCUAUGUUCUUCCGAAGGGCACACAUGGUACAUGGUAUUCCUGAUUAUAACCUAUGCCAUAAAAUAAUUACAAUGAUCCCUGGCAUCUCAUGGACCAAAUGUGGCUGGGGUUAUCCAUGUUUGCCUUUGCUUUUGACUCUGAUCUUUGCCUAUUUCUAUUGCAAUAUAUUUUAUGUCAUGUAAGAAAUGUAUUUAUCCACAUUUACAUUAAUACAUUCAUAAUGAAACAUUAUUUAAAUCAAUUUCAAAAUUCAUAUUUAACGUUUAUUCUCACACUGAAACAUGUUUAAA
Alosa sapidissima (American shad) is the source of this 2881-nucleotide messenger RNA. RefSeq names its product asteroid homolog 1b (gene aste1b). Lineage: Eukaryota; Metazoa; Chordata; Actinopteri; Clupeiformes; Clupeidae. The coding region runs from base 183 to 2561 and encodes 792 amino acids. Gene Ontology annotation, molecular function: nuclease activity. The transcript is spliced from 6 exons. The record is from RefSeq and is a predicted model, not a curated record.